UUUUCCACUUGGACCAGCGUAACGUCUCCGAGGAGAGCCUUACAAGACGGCUUCUUGUCGGCUUUCCCAAGAGCCCAUCCAGGAUGCUUCACUCUGAGCUUCGUCUCCGGUGACGGCAAUGCCCCACAUGCAGAGCGCCCGGCGGGCCCCUGGGCCUGCUCCGUGCUUCAGCCGACCUUGGGCUGAGCAGACCCAGGGACACCCCUUAUUCCCGGCUCCGACCUCCUUCCAGCCGGUUUUACAGCCUCAGCCCCCCGAACCGCCUCCUCAGCCACCCUCUGCCUCCGGGGGCCCUACGGGGUGCAGCCAACCCCGCUUUGUGAGCAUAGCCCCUCGUGGCACAUCAACUACGAGCUGUCGGGGUCGUCAGAAUUAUUCCGCCGAGGUGGAGUCCUCCAUCAGCUGCCUGGCCAACAUGCACCUGCGGGCCUCCAACACCUACCUCUCCCUGGCCUUCUAUUUCGACUGCAGCGAGGUGGCCCUGGAGGCCUUGGGCCACUUCUUCCGCGAGUUAGCCCGGGAGAAGCACGAGGGCGCCCAGCGGCUCUUGAAGUUGCAAACCCAGCGCGUCGGCAACGCCCUGUUCCAGGACGUGCAGAAGCCGUCCCACGACAAGUGGGGCAAAGCCCUGGACGCCAUGGAAACUGCUGUGGUCCUGGAGAAGAACCUGAACGAGGCCCUUCUGGAUCUGCAUGCCCUGGCUUCUGCCCAGGCCGACGCCCAUCUCUGUGACUUCCUGGAGGGCCACUUCCUAGGCCAGGAGGUGAAGCUCCUCAAGGAGAUGGGCGAUCACCUGACUAACCUCCGCAGGCUGGCCUGCCCCCCGGUUGGGCUGGGCGAGUAUCUCUUCGAAAGGCUCACCCUCAAGCAUGCCUGGCAGCCUCUGGAGCCCAGCGGCCUUUGAGGGCCCCCCUCUGUGCCAGGGCCUCUGUUUGUUUUGUCCAGCUGCCGCCAGGCAGCUUUUUAACCACCCCGGACCGAAUGGAAACAAUAAAGCUUUUUCCAGGGGGAAAGAAAAA
Messenger RNA from Nyctereutes procyonoides (raccoon dog), 1019 nucleotides. Its product is annotated as ferritin light chain-like. Gene Ontology annotation, biological process: iron ion transport; intracellular iron ion homeostasis. Lineage: Eukaryota; Metazoa; Chordata; Mammalia; Carnivora; Canidae. Gene Ontology annotation, cellular component: cytoplasm. Gene Ontology annotation, molecular function: ferric iron binding; ferrous iron binding. The transcript has a single exon. The record is from RefSeq and is a predicted model, not a curated record. The coding region runs from base 119 to 904 and encodes 261 amino acids.